Neolamprologus brichardi is the source of this 4914-nucleotide messenger RNA. RefSeq names its product voltage-gated potassium channel subunit beta-2. Gene Ontology annotation, biological process: regulation of potassium ion transmembrane transport; potassium ion transport. NCBI's taxonomy places the organism in Eukaryota, Metazoa, Chordata, Actinopteri, Cichliformes, Cichlidae. Gene Ontology annotation, molecular function: transmembrane transporter binding; potassium channel regulator activity; voltage-gated potassium channel activity. Gene Ontology annotation, cellular component: cytoplasm; membrane; voltage-gated potassium channel complex. The record is from RefSeq and is a predicted model, not a curated record.
GGGCGGUCUCCAAAUGAUGCUGGAGAGCCGAGAGGCGGCACCGAGCGUUUGAAAUGUCUGCUGCAGCUGAUUUUGGGGCCAGUAUGCCGGCAUUUUUUUUCCAAAUCCGCGCACCCUGAGAUCCUGGCGAACAACGGGAGACGUGCACAGUUACCGCUGCUGCCGGUAUGUGAACAACUUCUCACACUGAAGCUAAAGAUGAACCGGCUCCGUGCUUGCUGAUUUUGUUGGGGGUUUUUUUUCCUCCUUCUUCUUUCUCCAUCGCUGUUGCAUCAAUUGGAUGCUGCGUGAAGCCGCUUGGUGAUGAUGCAUUGGUGGGGUUUGAGUGUCUUUACCCCCGAUCUGACUUUUCUCCUCGGCGAUGUAAAUUCGAGCUAUUGAGCCCGAUUUUUUUUUUUUUUUUUUUUUUUUUUUUUUUUACCCUUUUGCUCACCCACCUUGCGACAGUAAAAUAAAAGGUGGGGGAGAAAUAUGAGUGAUUUCGACGCGAGGUGUGAGGAUGCCUGUAGCUGUGGUUGUGUCAUUGCUGCGGCACGUUCCGGAGCUCCUCAGCUCAAGACAGUCUCAACAAACCUCAGCUGAAGAGAAAACAGCAAGCUGGCAAGUGCUUUAUCACCCUACAUAAGCCAUACAGAGCCCGUGCAUGUUAUGUCGGACGAAGCCACUCUCCUGGGAGGGCAUCUAUUGCACUGAGAUUUUAUUGGGGUGGGAGGGUGGGGGGGCUUCCCAAGAACUGCCACAUCCCCAAAUUCGUCUGAGGACUGCUGCGAGCACACAAGCUCCCUGAUGAUUUUUGGAGGGCAGCCCUGAUGCAUCGUGUGAGUGUGAAAACUCCGAGAGCCUUUUUGCCAGGUUUGCAUCACCAGACAGGAGACUGAGCAGACGGUAACUCUGUGUGUGUCAUGUUUAGAGGCUGGACUCUCGCCUGCUCCCUCCAACUCUGAGCCAAAAUCUUUGACCUGCCCUGUCUGAGCCCUUUUGUAUGAGCAUCACGGCGCUGCCACAACAGCACGACGGGAAACGGUGUCGAGCAGCACCAACAGUUUGUAGACAUUGCUGUUUGUGUGACUCCUUGUUUAAAAGACAAAAACACAAACCCAACCCUAUACUCAGACUCUCAGAAUAAGAGACACAGACAUCAGCUGCCAGGAUGCAGGUGUCUUUUGCAUGCACUGAGCACAACCUCAAAAGUCGCAGCGAGGACCGGCUUUGUGGCCUUCGCACCGCUCCACCUCCUGGAGGGAGCAGUGGCGGAGUAGGGGGAGGUGGUGGCGGUGGAGGAGGAGGUGGAGGAGGAAGUGGAGGUGGUGGUGGUGGUGGAGGAGGAAGCGGCGGUGGAAGCAGUGGACAAGGGAGCAAUGGCAACUACAUGUCUCAAGGUUCUGUCAAGACCAGAGAGGGUUCCGGGUCUCGUCAGACUCCUCAGGGUCACGCCCACAUGAAGGAGGCUAUUGGGCGCCACACCAAUAUGAAGUACAGGAACCUGGGAAAAUCGGGCCUACGUGUUUCCUGUCUGGGGUUAGGCACCUGGGUGACAUUUGGAUCGCAGAUCUCUGAUGAAAUGGCAGAGAACCUGAUGACCGUAGCUUAUGAGAACGGAGUGAACCUGUUUGACACAGCGGAGGUGUACGCCUCUGGAAGGGCGGAAAUUACUCUAGGGAACAUUAUCAAGAAGAAAGGUUGGAGACGUUCCAGUUUUGUCAUUACGACAAAAAUCUACUGGGGAGGCCAGGCAGAGACAGAGAGAGGACUCUCCAGAAAGCACAUUAUUGAAGGUUUACGAGGAUCCCUAUCAAGACUCCAGCUAGAUUAUGUGGACAUCGUUUUUGCCAACAGAAAUGAUGUCAACAGUCCGAUGGAAGAGAUUGUACGGGCCAUGACGUUUGUAAUAAACCAGGGUAUGGCUAUGUACUGGGGAACCUCGCGCUGGAGCGCAAUGGAAAUCAUGGAGGCAUACUCAGUGGCACGCCAGUUCAACCUGAUACCACCUGUGUGCGAGCAGGCAGAGUAUCACUAUUUCCAGAGGGACAAAGUGGAAGUGCAGCUUCCUGAACUCUACCACAAGAUCGGUGUUGGAGCGAUGACCUGGUCUCCGCUCGCUUGUGGUUUAAUCACAGGCAAGUACAGUGAUGGUGUACCGGAGUGCUCCAGAGCAGCAAUGAAGGGGUACCAGUGGCUGAAGGAGCGAGUGAACAGCGAGGAGGGUCGGAGGCAGCUGGCUAAAAUCAAGGAGCUCCAUCUACUGGCAGACAGACUGGGCUGCACUGCUGCACAGUUAGCCAUCGCCUGGUGUCUGCGCAGUGAGGGAGUCAGCUCAGUACUUCUGGGUGUUUCUAAUACAGACCAGCUUCUUGAGAAUCUGGGUGCCCUCCGGAUUUUAUCUCAAAUGACCCCUCAAACCGUUACUGAGAUGGACGCCCUGCUGGGAAACAAGCCACACUCGAAGAAAGAGUCACGCGCUUGAAGAUUCAAAUUUCAGCGACGAUGUUCCGAGAAGAUGAAGAAGACUUUGAUAUUGGGGAAACAUCGCUUUUUGCUCUGCUGUAUACUCAACAACUUGCAUGUCCUCGGCAACAUUUAUGCUUCCAGUAUGUGCGCAUAUCCAUUCUGCGCAGUACAUUAUAUCAUGCAGAAGAAAAAAAAAAGGAAAAAAGAAAAAGAGAACUCUCUCAAUUGUGGAAGAAAAAAAAAACAUAAUCGAUCAUAUAUUGCUCACUGUUGAUUGUUCACAGACUAAUUAUUUCAACAUAGAGGAAGGCUAAAGCUGGUCAAUCAAAUGUCAAUCCUAAAAUGAGGAAAGAAAGAAAAAAAAAGGCCACCUCUGCCCUAACAUGCAACUUUACUGCGUGAACGGUGCUUUCAUUAGACGUGUGAGUCUCCUCCCCUCACAGCUGCCUGUUAUUCUGUAUGAUGUUUAGUACCCAGCAGCCAGAGAGCUAAAGGUUAGUCCUCAUGUGUCUAACCGAACCUUUCCCGUAGUGUGCAUGUGACUGCUCUGCCACACUCACCGCUUUAUAGGGUUGGGAACAAUGAAUUACUUGUGAAGUAAUAAAAAAAAAACCCACAGCAAAUAAGCCACUCUGGUAUUACUUUUUUUUUUUUAAUCACGUGAUUUAAAAGGAAAAAUUGGCAAAUGAAUUUCAAGUAUGAAGGUUACAGAGUUAGAACUGAGUCUGGCAGAAAUGUUGAAAUAAUAAUAAUAACUUAUGUGUGCUGUUACGUUGUCAAAUUGGCAAUCAGAAAUCAAAAGCCAGUGACUUUUCCCAACCCUGCUGCUUUCUCAGCGGUCCGUUUGCCUCCUCUGUGCGCAUGUCCCUUUAAGACAGAAUAGCCCUAACAGGGUGUAAAUGUGGCAUGGCUUUUUUUUUUUUUACGGCUUAUGUAGAUUUGCAGUGCCCUUGUAAGCCAUUUAUUUAUUUAUUUUUUAAACUGUCGAAAACGGUCAGAUAGUUUUAUCCGACAUAACCGUCCUGAUGGGCACGCUCGCUUUAAAGGCUCCCAGCAGUCUGCGGACACGGCUUGUGUGUCCAUGUUGCAUAUAAUCUUUGCAUCGUCCUAAACUAUGUCAAAAGAUGCUGACAUCACUUUCAGCGGUGCCGAGUUGCUGAUCUCGAGUCGCAGGUCUGAGACGGCUGGACUGAGUGGAAAGGUUGCUGGGUGUCUGACACAAAGAUUGGGACAUAUUGUGGUGAACGUUAAGUUUUCAAAAAGAUGGUAAAUAAAAACAAUACGUGUGAGUUUAUCAAAUGUGAUACGAGUCUUACCACAGACCACUUAGGGUAAGAUUUCGAUUAAUGUUAACUUUUCUUUUUGUUUGUGGAAGCCCGAAAACACAGCUUCUCUGCUCAUUUCUCUCUCUGCAUCGUUCCAAAUUCGUUCCCAUUCUCAAACACAUGCACGACAGAUUUUAUACUGUGCACUUUGUCUUUUUCCCUUUAGUUUUGUAAUGACUUCAAUACUUUGUAAUGUGAAGGGGGGUGUCUUUUGUUUUGUUUUUCUCUUUUUUUUGUGAUUUGCCAUGAAAACUAAUCUCCGAGGUGGCGUUUUUUGAUACACCGGAGUUGUUUCAGCAGACGCGAGGUUGCAAUAUAUUGUAAAUAGGCUCGUGUGUUUUGACGGUGACGUAACAAGAGAAAGUUCAAGUCUGUGGUUCAUGACGGUUUUCUUAAAUGAGCCGCUGAAACGUGGCUCUCUGUGAGUCUGUCAUGAUGUACAGUUCGACUGAGCGUAGCUUCCUGUGUACAUAGGUCCUUCAAUCAAACCUUGAAAAUGUAACUUUGCCUGCUUAACUUAUAUUUUACUGUCUUGCAACAAAGAGAAACCAAAACACAAACAAAAAAUAAUAAUAAGAGAAGAGACAACUGAUUCUGAAUGUAUCAUGUCUGUUGCUCAAACCUACUUAAGGGACAAAGCACAUACCCUGUUCCAUGAAGUCCAGUGGUUUUUGAACCUGCAAACGUGCAAACAUUUACAUUGGGAUUAGCCAACUCAAGCUUCUUGCACCCCCUUCUUUCAGCUGUUAAUAGAAAGUCCGAUGAGAUUUUUGUAUUUCCAAAACCCGGAGUAGUCUAAUCACAGGUGUGACGCUAAAUCCCCCAACUGCUAGCUACUCUUCCACGUUCAUUUUUGGACCACCCUUUAUUUGUGUACAUGUGCGAUGCAAUUUUACGAGUUGCAUAUGAGGCGGCAUAUGGGCCGCGAGCACUAGGAUUAGUCACAACCUUCAUUCUCGCAUAUCAUGUGCUCCCUUGAUGGGUUUUAGCUUCCUUAUGUACACUUUGAUGAUCAACACAAUGUUGAUGGACAUACUUAGAUGACUAAGACACUUAAACCUGUAAUUGCUUCAGAUUUUUGUUUUAUUUUGUUCGACAUUUUUAUGCAGAUAGAAAAAAUAAAGCAGCUUUCAGCUACAUA